Messenger RNA from Aphidius gifuensis, 1788 nucleotides. It is a transcript of the gene MAPk-Ak2, whose product is annotated as MAP kinase-activated protein kinase 2. Gene Ontology annotation, molecular function: calcium-dependent protein serine/threonine kinase activity; calcium/calmodulin-dependent protein kinase activity; mitogen-activated protein kinase binding. Gene Ontology annotation, cellular component: cytoplasm; nucleus. The coding region runs from base 661 to 1740 and encodes 359 amino acids. The record is from RefSeq and is a predicted model, not a curated record. Lineage: Eukaryota; Metazoa; Arthropoda; Insecta; Hymenoptera; Braconidae. The transcript has 6 exons. Gene Ontology annotation, biological process: peptidyl-serine phosphorylation; intracellular signal transduction; protein autophosphorylation.
GAGCCGCUACUGAAGUGUUGUCACGUAGUAGAAAAAUCAUCACCGCAACUCGAUACCAUGACUCAUACACAUACCACACUCUUACAAGUUAUGUACAAGUAUAUAAAAGAUAUUAAAAUCUCUCCACAAAAGAUUAAAUAAGAAAAAAAAAAUUCAUAAAUAAAAUAUUAACAAUAAUAAUAAAUAAAUCAACAACAAUUAAGUGAAAUUAAAUUUUUUUUCUUUUUUAAUUUUUAAUUUAUAAAUCAUAUUGUUUAUAAUUAUUAUUAACAAAAGUGACAGUUUAAGUAUAAUACUAAUGUGAAAGCGUUGAUGAGAAAAAAAAAAAAAAAUGUAAAAAAAAUUUUGUAAUACUCGAAUUUAUUUAAUAAAAAAAAAAAAAUUGGUAUUAUUAUUAUUGUGAAUUAAUUGAGGUGUAUUUUAACAGUGAUUAUAAAUAUUUAUUAAAUUUAUUUGAUGAAUAUUUUUAUGUGAUAAAUGCGUUUAAUUGAUUAAAAAAGUUAUUAAAAGUUGAAUAACCCUUUCAGGAAGUGUAAAAGACUGGAUGUGACUGUUGAACAAAAAGAUAAACGUAAACGUUCAACAACAAUUGUAAAUAAUAGUGAAAUUAAAGAAGAAGAUAUAUCAAAAAUAAAAGAAGAAAGAAUUAAAAUUAAAAAAAUGGAUUAUCCAUUAACAAAUUUUGAUGUACGUGUACCAAAAGAAACACAAAUUAUUGAUGAUUAUGAAAUUAGUAAUCAUGUACUUGGUCUUGGUAUAAAUGGUAAAGUUGUACAGUGUUUCGACAGAAAAACCAGAGAGAAAUAUGCAUUAAAGGUUUUACAUGAUUGUGUUAAAGCAAGAAGAGAAGUAGAAUUGCACUGGAGAGCAUCAAAUUGUAAACAUAUUGUACAAGUUAAAGAUGUUUAUGAAAAUACAUACAGUGGAAAUAAAUGUUUACUUGUUGUUAUGGAAUGUAUGGAAGGUGGUGAAUUAUUUCAACGUAUACAAGAUCGUCAAGAUAGUGCAUUUACUGAGCGUGAAGCUGCUGAAAUAAUGUAUGAAAUUUGUGUUGCUGUAAAACAUCUUCAUGACAUGAAUAUUGCACACAGAGAUCUUAAGCCAGAAAAUUUAUUAUACUCUCGACAAGAUCAUUUGGGUAUUUUAAAGCUGACUGAUUUUGGAUUUGCCAAAGAGACACAUUUAAAGGAUACAUUGCAGACACCUUGUUAUACUCCUUACUAUGUUGCACCAGAAGUAUUGGGUCCAGAAAAAUAUGACAAAAGUUGUGAUAUAUGGUCACUUGGUGUAAUAAUGUAUAUAUUACUUUGUGGAUUUCCUCCAUUUUAUAGUAAUCAUGGUCUUGCAAUAUCACCAGGAAUGAAAAAACGUAUACGUCUUGGACAAUAUGAUUUUCCAUCACCAGAAUGGACAAGUGUUAGUACUGAAGCACGUGAUUUAAUAAAAAGUAUGCUUUGUACUGAUCCAGCAAUACGUUUAACAAUUCAUGAUGUUAUGAAAAAUAAAUGGAUAUCAAAACAUACUGAAGUACCACCAACACCAUUACACACUGGACGUGUACUUCGUGAAGGUGAAGAAUUAUGGCCAGAAGUACAAGAAGAAAUGACACGUUCAUUAGCAACAAUGAGAGUUGAUUAUGAUACAGCUAAACUCAAACAACUUGAUCAUACUAAUAAUCCACUUUUAAAUAAACGUAGACGUGCUAGAGAACUUGGCACUGCUGUUUCAUUUACUACAUAAUUAUCUAGUUAAAUAUUUUAUUUUUUUUUUGCAGCUUAUGUCAUUAUU